Molecule: messenger RNA, 823 nt
Organism: Parus major (Great Tit)
Lineage: Eukaryota; Metazoa; Chordata; Aves; Passeriformes; Paridae
Gene: MYL10
Product: myosin light chain 10
Exons: 7
Coding region: 182-679 (165 amino acids)
Cellular component (GO): cytoplasm; mitochondrion
Molecular function (GO): calcium ion binding
Source: RefSeq, a predicted model, not a curated record
GGAACAGAUGCUUGGAAUGGUAUUGGGAUCCAAUUACUGCACUUUUCCAACCUUACAUCUAUUGUCUAAACUUGGAGCAGGCAUAUUUUUAUUCCUUGGUGACACUAUAUAAAGAGACAAUUGGCAUUGUGUUUGCUGGCUGACUGGUUGGCAGAGAAGGGGUGGAAGGAGCAGCAGCACCAUGGCUCCCAAAAAGGCAAAGAAGAAGAUAGAAGGUGGUUCCAAUGUUUUCUCUAUGUUUGAACAAACCCAGAUCCAGGAGUUCAAAGAGGCUUUUACCAUCAUGGAUCAGAACAGGGACGGCUUUAUUGACAAAGCAGACUUGAGAGACACAUUUGCUGCACUAGGUCGUCUGAAUGUCAAGAAUGAAGAGCUUGAAGACAUGGUGAAGGAGGCGCCAGGUCCUAUUAACUUCACUGUCUUCCUUACAAUGUUUGGGGAAAAGCUGAAAGGCACGGACCCAGAAGAAACCAUUCUGAAUGCUUUUAAGAUUUUCGACCCAGAAGGAAAAGGCCGCAUAAAGGCAGACUACAUCAAAGAAAUGCUUAUGACACAGGCAGACCGCUUCAGUCAAGAAGAGAUCAACCAGAUGUUUGCUGCUUUCCCUCCAGAUGUCUCUGGGAACCUCGACUAUAAGAACCUCUGCUACGUUAUCACCCAUGGUGAGGAGAAAGACUGAGAGCAAAGAGAGGAGCUUCUCCUGUGGUAAUGCACUGACAUUAUUCCAUGAUGCUCUCGUGUACAAGGGCUAAGCAUCCAGGAUGUGAAGCCAUGUGGUCAUCAGAAGAGAACCAAUAAAAUAAUUGAAAUUAGAUUAAAGUUA